AUGGCAGGAGGUCGACGUGGUCCAGGACGACCUCAGAUGAGCCGAUCGAUGCCACCUCCACCGAUUCAUGCCACUAAUGUUGUUCAUGGGGGGAAUUCUUCAUCCCAGGGUUCGUCCGUUCGACAUCGUGGAGGUACUGGCGGCAGUGGCAGCAACACCCCUCUAACUACCCUAAUCACCAUCACACCGAUCCGUCAUCCUGAUAUCCCUAACCUGCCAACAGAGGGCAGUCUUCUCUUUGAGACGCACACUGUUAUCUACUUACUGACUGCCCUGUUUCUUCAAUACAUCAACAUCUAUAAGACGGUCUGGUGGUUGCCUCUUGCCCCUUCUAACACAGCCAUGAACUUUCAUCUCAUCGAUCCGUUCCUGUUGAUCUUUGUAACACUGGUUCUCAUCCGGCGCUUGGUAUGGCAUUUCAUCAUUGAGCUGACACCGAUAGUUACGGUCGUUACAGUGCGUUACUGCAUCCUUCAGGCCAUCAAGCUCGUCAUCACCCUGACUUUCCUCAAUCUUGGCCUCUGGUGUCUUUGGCAGCUGAUGAACAACAACUCUCCUCUAAAUCUUCUCUUCCUCGCUUACCCGUUGAUCUCCUAUUUUCUCCUGUACGGCCUGACCCUCGACUUCAACACGACCCUGUUUUCACAGCUUGCUCCCCCGGCCAAGGGGAGCAAGGAGGAACUCUUAUGGAACGGUAUCACCAUGUUGACGCCUGCCAAGCACAAAUGUUCCCACGUCCCCAACGAGAUCAGACAGGAAGCCGACCUCCUCAAGCUAGACUUCAACUCCCGUAUGAAGAGCGUGCUUUUCAACUCCAUGGUCUGUGCAUACUACGUUGGCUUUGUGCCGAUUUGUUUCUUACAGCCGGCCAUGUACUUGGAUCUGUGGUGGUCGUGUUUUCUCAUAGCCUUUGUGUGGAUCAAUUCAUUUGUGAUGUUUGGCUCACAUUUCUUACCCGUGGCGUACUGCGACGCACUCCAUCGAUGCUCCCUACACCUUGGUCGGUGGCAGAAGAUGGAACAUGGGUAUAGCAACACACCUCAACACCUUUGGUCAGACACAACGGUUUGGCCGCAAGGGGUACUGGUCAGAUACAACAAGGGUAUCUAUCGGGCAACUGGACAACAGAAUGUAGCCUUUCCCUCAGACCGGUCCUAUGCUCGUUUCUAUUUCAUGUUCCAUGACCCGCUUCGAGUCCUCAACCUCUUCGUGUUCUUACAACUGGGCGUCAUAGCAACCCAACUCUAUCUCCUCAUCCGUCAUUCUCACUGGCAUUACGUCAUCUCCCUCUCCCUCCUCCUCUUCUGCAACUACUAUGUUCUCUUCAAGUUGCUGCGCAGCCGCUUCAUCCUGGGCAAGAUCUAUCGACCCAUGCAUGACGAGAUGGAGUAGAGGUCAAAGGUCGAUUGCAUGUGAUGUUACCUUUUUUGGUUACUACUUAUAAAGAUCGUUUAUUUUGUUAAACCAAUUUGGUGGUGUUUAUUAGUUGAAGUCUACAACAUUGACAAGAAUGUCUGUAGAAUCAGUAGUGUCAUAUUAGCAGCCAUUCUGAAGCAGAUUAAUCCUUAUCUUGCUACCCAAUUUUUUAGCGACUAUCCAAAAGAAACUUACCAAUUUUGAAGGGGUACAUUUGACAAAUAUUGGAAGAUAUAUAUUAAUGAGGAAUAAGAAUUGUAUUUAAUGCAUGGUUUCCAGUGUGAAGAAAAUUUUUAGACCAAUGCAAAUCAUAAAAGUAUUUGGGUGGGAUUUUCUGCCCAUGGUAUGUUACGAGGUAGUGAUUAUUACAUGAAGGUGUGCAUACUAUGACAAGCAUCCAUAAUGGCCUCCUCACACUUUACGACUACUAGUAGUCCACGAUCCGAUUUUGGAACAAAUUACAUUUUGAUCUUUUUCUGAAAAUGUGAAUGAAUGGUAUCUCUUUUAUUUGAGGUUGAAAUUAACUGAGAGAAAACUAAUUUAACAAUUUUCAAUGAUUGUAAGCCUUUGUUCUGGAGUGAAGGCCAAAUAAGUUUCAAAUGGUAGCCAAUCGUACGAUUGCUAUGACAUCAUUUCGACUAGAUAUCAAAUUCGCUUUUAUUCUGAGGAGAUGAUAUUCUAAGGAUGAUAGCAUAGUCACAGCUUUGAACAUAAGUAUUCGUAAGAUGAUUUCAAACUUUACACAGUAAGAUAUUCCAUGUCUCAAUAUUAACAUCAUAUUCUACUACGUUUUAUUCCCAAAUCGGGUCACAGACUAUCGAGACCAGUUGUAAGGUGUGCGGUCGCCUUUAUGCACCACAGGCAACUUUUAAUUUAAGUGCUAUUUUAGUCACAUUUAAAUCUUUGUGAAGCAUUUCUCAGGUUUGGGCCAAUCAUUACCAAUUAACCCUAUAAAGACUGAGGGGGUGGGAUGGGGUACAAACAAGCAAGAAUGGGUUACAAAAGACUUGACUGGAAUAAGGCUUAAUGGGAAAGUUUGAAUACUGUAAAUACAAUGUCUGGCUUGCACCCAGUAGUUAAGAUCCUAUACUCUAUCUGAAAGUAUUAGGUGGACUGUGCGUGCAAGUCAAAUUAAAAUCACUGAGGUAUUUGUUUUUAUAUCAUCAUGACUGUGCCAUGAACCAGUGAUGGCCUACAUGCAGUGGUAGAGUCGCUGACUGGCAAUUAGUAGAUGAGAGGUUCAAAUCCUGCUGGUUCCAAGAUUUUUUCUGACUUAUAUUUCUGAUUGAAUAUGCGAUCCUAUUCACUGGGUGCAAGCCAGAUAUUGUAUUUGCAGUAAAAGACUUGAAUAUGGAGAGUAGAACGGGAUUGUAUAUGUUCUGUGAUUGUUUCUUAUUUUUAUUUUAUUUAGUUUGAUCAAUUGUGUAGUAUUGUGAAUUUUGUGUAGAAUGAGUAGUUUUUAGAUGGGAGUAUCAUACAAAGUGACAUUUGUAUGCAUGUGGCCUUAUUGGAAAGGGGUUAUGAUAAAUUUCUGGGCUGGUAUACAUCACAGUGGAUAUUUUGAUAUCUCAGCGCCAUUAUACCACUUUAGGCCCAAGUUAAAAAGACUUCAGAAUACAGGUGGGUGUUUGAUAAAGCUGUUCGUAAGUCAAGAGCAACUUUAAUAAUGACGGGUGAUCCUUCGUUAUGCGCUCAACCAUUGCCAAUGAUUAUUUUGGUGUAUACCAUUUACCACAAGAAAGGAUCACCAGUCGUUCUUGAAGUCGCUUUAACUUACAAACAGCUUUAUGAAAUGGCCCCCGGGCCAGUAAAAUCAAAGUUGUGUAUUGAAUACCAGCCCAGUUAUACUUGGUAAUCGGGGGAGCGUUUCAUGAAAAUUUUGUCAUUGAUUUUUUACCUGCAGAUGUUAUAAGCUACUGAAAUCCUUGCAUCUGAUUGGCUGGGAGCAAGUUUACUCAUAAUAUAUCAAUGACUAAACCCCUUCGUGUAAUGCUCCCUUCGGUCUGUUCUUUGUUCUGUAAUUGUGGCCUUUACGGCUAGUGUGCUUGUAAUUUGCUUCUUUUUAUUUUUAAAAUCUCUUUAGAUUUCUUUAGAUUGCCUAGACGUGUUUUAGACGUUGAAUAGCUAGUAAUGACAAAAUCAUGAUCGGAUUUUGCAUUUUGACUCAUAUAAUCUGUUUAUGGAAGUACAUGCAUAUGUAAUCGAGAUGUUUUCUCAUUUAUACCUUGAGUAAGCUUAACACAUGAGAAGGGUUCUGGGUUUAGUGUUGAUACUUGCCAAUAUUUCUUUUUUUUCCCCCGCUUUCUUUCCGAGACUGUCCUGUAAUGACCAGUAUAUAAGUGCAUUAACAGAGCUACCAACCCUUGGAAGAGCAAAUUAACAUUCUGUACCUCCAAAAUUAGUAUUUCUCCAUCAAAUUGUGUUUUUCUCAGAUAUCCUUCUUUUUCUCAUUUUUCGUCAACCAUUAUCAUGCAGUGCUAAUGCGCAACUCUUUGCUCUCCAAGCCACAGUGUGGUGCACUUCUAUGACUUUACAAGAUGCCAGAUCAUUUCAGUUCUUGCAAACAUGUUUUUACAUACAUUACAUGUAUUCUUGUUAAAGUAGCUCUUUAGCCCCCAUCCCCCCCCCCACCUUUUUUUAAAAACUCUGAAUUGGAUGCCCUUUAGUACUCCCGUCAUAUUUUCAUAAAUACUAAUUUAUCAUAAUGGUUGGCACCUCUGUUAAAUUGACAAGCCCUAUUCAUCGCUUGUUUAAAGAAUGCUCAAUUGUUGCAGGUUGCUUCUCGGGCAAACUCUAAAAAAAAGAGGUCAAAGUUUAGGGAAUGAGGAAAAAAUGUAUCAGAUGUAAACCGAAGAUUGUCGGCACUAAAAGUUGUCUUUCUCCAAUAGUUCCUGUAGUAAUAGUCAAGACACGUACUUCUUGGCCAAUCAUAACCAGGGAUUUCACCAAUAUUGUAGGAUCCCACAGUUUUGUCAUUGAUGAUACUGUUUGUGAAACGGUGCUCGGGUCUGAUGCAAAAAAAUGAUUGUAACCAAUCGGGAGAAUGGUUUCAUUCAUUAGACUCAAGAGGCUGAGCAUUUAAGCCAAUCAGCAUCCUUGUUUCAAAGUCCAAUUGAUUGAUUACAAACUUUCAUUCUACACACUCUAAUUGGAGUUAAGAUUCUAAUUGUAUGUUAGAUUCAUUCUUGUCUGUAUAAAUAUUGCCUUUCUUACAUCAUGUGAUGUAUUUGUAUUUAAAAGGAAAUAAACAUGCUUUUUCUUGAA
Molecule: messenger RNA, 4680 nt
Organism: Lytechinus pictus (painted urchin)
Lineage: Eukaryota; Metazoa; Echinodermata; Echinoidea; Temnopleuroida; Toxopneustidae
Product: transmembrane protein 39A-like
Exons: 8
Coding region: 1-1392 (463 amino acids)
Cellular component (GO): membrane
Source: RefSeq, a predicted model, not a curated record